AAAGGUAAACUACUCAACAGAGCAAACCAAAAGAAAAAAAUCACUGUCUACAAAAAUUCAUAUAACCAAAAGUAUGUCUGCAGGAGUAAGAUCUGAGCCGAUGAAGGUCGUUUUCAUUAACACACAGUACGUUCAGACAGAUGCUCGGAGCUUCAAGACAGUUGUUCAAGAACUCACCGGUAAAAACGCAGUCGUCGCCGACGGUCCUUUUGAAUUCUCCGGCCAAGGCUACGGUGGAAAAGAAUCAUCACAGCGGUUUCGCGGCGUAGGAAAAGAAGCAGAAGGAGGUGUAGAGACGACGGAGUUCGAUAGUUUUUUCAGGGAGAUGCCUCCGGUCGGCGAAUUGUAUAAUCUUUGGUCAGACAAUUGACUGGAGUAAUAAUUUGUUUUAUUUAAUUCCUUUUUUCAUAAUUUGGUUUAUUAAGGCCCAUUGGGUUUAAUCUUAUUAUCUCAGGCCUAUGUAAAACACGAGUGAUCCUUACUCAGAAUGUGAACUUCUUUUUUUGCUUUAUGCAUUAAUGUAUAUAAGAAAAUAUCAUCCACUUU
This is a messenger RNA of Arabidopsis arenosa, 546 nucleotides long. The record is from the annotation of a GenBank genome assembly. Lineage: Eukaryota; Viridiplantae; Streptophyta; Magnoliopsida; Brassicales; Brassicaceae.